Chiloscyllium plagiosum (whitespotted bambooshark) is the source of this 9263-nucleotide messenger RNA. The record is from RefSeq and is a predicted model, not a curated record. Lineage: Eukaryota; Metazoa; Chordata; Chondrichthyes; Orectolobiformes; Hemiscylliidae.
CCCCGUCCUUCAGUGUUAGCUGUUUGCUGCUGCAUUUAGCUGACAUCAUUGAAGUUGUUAUUGCAAUUGUGAAGAGGUACUUUGUGAACGGGAGAUUGUGCUUCUGAAAUUUUGCUAAAGAUUUGUUGCCCUUGAAAGCGAUUUUUUUUUUGCAGCACUCUUCCUAAGCCAUUGAGAAGGACGGCAAAUAAGUAAUAGGAAGGGAAGGAAAUGGCUGAUAGAACUGCACCGAAAUGCCAGCUGCGGUUAGAGUGGGUUUAUGGUUACCGAGGUCACCAGUGCCGGAAUAAUCUAUACUACACGGUUGCCAAGGAGGUGGUCUACUUCGUUGCCGGAGUGGGAAUUGUCUACAACACCAGGGAACACACACAGAAAUUUUUCCUUGGCCAUAACGAUGAUGUUAUCAGCCUUGCCUUACAUCCUGAACGAAGUCUGGUAGCAACAGGUCAAGUUGGAAAGGAUCCUUAUAUCUGCAUUUGGGAUACUUACAAUGUACAGAUGGUUUCUAUUCUGAAAGACGUUCACACCCAUGGAAUUGCUUGCUUGGCGUUUGAUUCUGAUGGACAGCGCCUAGCCUCUGUAGGUCUGGAUGCCAAAAAUACAGCCUGCAUCUGGGAUUGGAAGAAAGGAAAAGUGCUAGCAACAGCAACUGGUCACUCAGAUAGGAUCUUUGAUAUUGCUUGGGAUCCAUAUCAGCAAAAUAGACUUGUUAGCUGUGGCGUGAAACAUAUUAAGUUCUGGACAUUAUGUGGGAAUGCACUAACACCCAAAAGGGGAAUCUUUGGUAAAACUGGUGACCUACAGACCAUUCUGUGUUUAGCAUGUGCUAAAGAUGAAACUACAUACUCUGGUGCAUUAAAUGGUGAUAUUUAUGUCUGGAAAGGGCUAAAUUUGGUCCGCACAAUUCAAGGAGCUCAUGGAGCAGGCAUAUUCAGUAUGUACUCCUGUGAAGAAGGUUUUGCUACUGGAGGGAGAGAUGGUUGCAUCCGACUGUGGGACACUGAUUUCAAACCAAUCACAAAAAUUGAUCUUCGUGAGACUGAUCAGGGAUACAAAGGUUUGUCUAUCAGGAGUGUUUGUUGGAAAGGCGACCGUAUUCUAGCAGGAACCCAGGACAGUGAAAUAUUUGAAGUGAUGGUUCGAGAACGAGAUAAACCUCUCCUUAUCAUGCAGGGCCACUGUGAAGGAGAGCUCUGGGGCUUGGCAGCCCAUCCUAAGAAACCGUUGGUUGUCACAGGCAGUGAUGAUCGAUCUGUACGCUUAUGGAGUCUUAUUGACCAUGCUCUUAUUGCACGCUGUAACAUGGAAGAGGCAGUACGCAGUGUUGCUUUCAGUAGUGAUGGAUCACAGCUUGCACUAGGAAUGAAGGAUGGUUCGUUUACUGUACUCAGAGUCAGAGAUAUGACGGAAGUGGUCCACAUUAAAGACCGAAAGGAGGUAAUUCAUGAAAUGAAAUAUUCUCCAGAUGGAUCUUACCUUGCUGUAGGUUCAAAUGAUGGUCUGGUUGAUAUCUACGCAGUUUCACAACGAUACAAGAAAGUUGGAGAAUGCAGCAAAUCAUCAAGUUUUAUUACACACAUUGACUGGUCUCUUGAUAGUAAACAUUUACAGGUCAAUGAUGGUGCUGGAGAAAGACUAUUUUACAAAAUGCCAUCUGGAAAGCACUUAACAAGUAAAGAUGAAAUAAAAGGAAUUCACUGGGCCACGUGGACUUGUGUAAUUGGACCUGAAGUAAAUGGAAUUUGGCCUAAAUACACAGACAUUACAGACAUCAAUUUUGUGGAUGCGAACUUUGGCAGCGCUAUACUCGUAUCUGGAGAUGACUUUGGAUUUGUCAAACUUUUUAGAUUUCCUUGUUUGAAGAAAGGAGCAAAAUUCCGUAAAUAUGUUGGACAUUCUGCGCAUGUGACUAAUGUGCGUUGGUCAUAUGAUUUUCAGUGGAUAAUUAGCACAGGUGGUGCUGAUCAUUCUGUAUUUCAAUGGAGAUUUAUUCCAGAAGGGAUGUCAAAUGGAGGCUUUGAUGCAGCACAAGAAAGUUAUGCUGAUUCGAACAGUGAAGAAUCUGACUCAGAUCUCUCGGAUGUGGCAGAAUUAGAUUCUGACAUUGAACAAGAAGUCCAAAUCAAUUAUGAUCGUCAGGUCUAUAAAGAAGAUCUACCUCAGCUCAAACAGCAAAGCAAAGAGAAAAAGCAAGCAGCAGCUUCUCUAAAAAGAGACAAAGCUCCUGAAGGAAGCUUGAAGUUACAGUUUGUCCAUGGGUACAGAGGAUAUGAUUGUCGAAAUAACCUCUUCUAUACUCAAACUGCUGAAGUGGUCUACCAUGUUGCUGCUGUUGGUAUUGUUUAUAAUCGACAACAGCAUUCACAGAGAUUCUACCUUGGACAUGAUGAUGAUAUUCUUUGUCUGGCCAUUCAUCCAGUAAAGGACUAUGUGGCUACAGGGCAGGUUGGACGGGAUCCAUCAAUUCACGUUUGGGAUACUCAAACUCUUAAAUGUUUGUCAUUACUGAAAGGACAGCACCAGAGAGGAGUAUGUGCCCUUGACUUUUCAUCUGAUGGAAAAAAUUUGGUGUCGGUUGGUUUGGAUGACAACCACACUAUUGUAGUGUGGGACUGGAAAAAGGGAGAAAGACAAGCAACAUCAAGAGGACAUAAAGACAAGAUCUUUGUAGUGAAGUACAAUCCGCAUCAUGUGGACAAGCUUGUUACUGUUGGGGUAAAGCAUAUAAAAUUCUGGCAACAUACAGGUGGUGGCCUUACUUCUAAGCGAGGAAUAUUUGGUAACAUGGGGAAACUGGAGACAAUGAUGUGUGUUUCGUAUGGCCAGAUGGAAGACAUGAUGUUCUCUGGAGCUGCAAAUGGAGAUGUUUACAUCUGGAAAAGAAACCUUCUACUCAAGACAAUUAAAGCACAUGAUGGCCCUGUUAUUGCAAUGCAUGCCUUAGAUAAGGGAUUUGUGACAGGUGGCAAAGAUGGUAUUGUUGAACUCUGGGAUGAUAUAUUUGAGAGAUGUCUAAAGACAUAUGCAAUCAAGAGAUCAGCAUUGUCACCUGGCUCAAAAGGUUUGCUUCUGGAAGACAAUCCUUCAUUACGUGCCAUUACAUUAGGACAUGGACAUAUACUUGUCGGAACGAAGAAUGGUGAAAUACUUGAAAUUGAUAAAAGUGGACCUAUCACGUUGCUAGUUCAGGGUCAUAUGGAAGGGGAGGUUUGGGGCCUUGCGGCUCAUCCUAUUCUCCCCAUCUGUGCUACUGUAAGUGAUGAUAAAACAUUAAGAAUUUGGGAACUCUCCUUUAAUCAUCGUAUGCUAGCAGUACGUAAACUUAAAAAAGGUGGCAGAUGUUGUGAUUUCUCACCAGAUGGAAAAGUCUUAGCCGUUGGUUUAAAUGAUGGGAGUUUUCAUGUAGUCAAUGCGGAUACCCUGGAAGAUAUAGUGUCUUUUCACCACAGGAAGGAAAAUAUAUCCGAUAUAAAAUUUUCACCAGAUGCAGGGAAAUACCUGGCAGUUUCUUCACAUGAUAAUUUUGUGGACAUCUACAAUGUACUUUCAAGUAAAAGAGUUGGAAUAUGUAAAGGAGCUUCUAGUUAUAUUACUCAUAUAGACUGGGAUGUAAGAGGGAAGCUAUUACAAGUUAAUUCAGGUGCUAAAGAGCAUUUGUUUUUUGAAGCACCAAGAGGGAGACGGCAAACUAUAAGGAGUACAGAGAUAGAGAAGAUAGAUUGGGCUACUUGGUCAUGCGUUUUAGGGCCAACAUGUGAAGGAAUCUGGCCUACACACAGUGAUAUCACAGAUGUCAAUGCAGCCUGUCUGACCAAAGACAAAAAACUCAUUGUCACAGGAGAUGACUUUGGCUUUAUGAAACUCUUUUCUUAUCCAGUAAAGGGCCGAUAUGCAAAGUUUAAGAAGUAUGUGGGCCACAGUGCACAUGUGACUAAUGUGCGAUGGGCACAAGACGACAGUUUGUUGCUGACGGUGGGUGGAGCUGACACCGCUUUGAUGAUCUGGAGUUGGGAAACUGAUGGAAACAGGGACAACAACCCUGUGGACAGUGAAGAGUCUGAUGACACUGAUGAAGAUGGAGGCUAUGACAGUGAUGUUGCAAAAGAGAAGUCCAUCGAUUACACAACCAAGAUCUAUGCAGUUAGUAUCAGGGAGAUGUCAGGCACAAAGCCACAUCUUCAACCAAAAGAAGUCUCAACAGAAGAAAGGCAGGGAAUUGUCAAGGGAUCCAGACCACCAGUCAGCAGAGCCACUCCUCAACCAGAGAAACUACAAAAGAAUAAUCUUAACAAGAAGAAAAAAUUGGUGGAGGAAAUUGCCUUAGAACAUGUGUUUGGAUACAGAGGCUUUGACUGCCGCAACAACCUUCAUUAUCUCAAUGAUGGGACUGAUAUUGUUUUUCACACAGCUGCUGCUGGCAUUGUUCAGAACCUGUCAUCAGGUCUCCAAAGUUUUUAUGUGGAGCAUACAGAUGACAUACUCUGCUUAACUGUCAACCAACACCCAAAGUACAAAAAUGUUGUAGCGACUGGACAAAUAGGGACAACUCCAUCCAUUCAUGUGUGGGAUGUCAUAACCAAGCAGACACUUUCUAUUCUCCGUUGUUCCCACAAUAAAGGUGUCAGUUAUGUUAACUUCAGUGCCACUGGCAAGUUGCUGUUAUCAGUGGGUGUCGACCCUGAACACACUAUCACUGUUUGGAGGUGGCAGGAAGGUGUCAAAGUUACUAGCAAAUGUGCCCAUAGUGAGAGAAUUUUUGUGAUUGAGUUCCGUCCAGAUUCAGAUACACAGUUUGUAUCUGUGGGAAUAAAACAUAUAAAAUUUUGGACCUUGGCUGGUGGAGCAUUACUUUCGAAAAAAGGCACCAUUGGAACUGUGAAUGAUGCAAGGAUGCAAACCAUGCUAUCUGUUGCCUUUGGUGCUAACAAUCUUACAUUCACUGGUGCCAUAAGCGGAGAUGUAUAUGUCUGGAAGGAUCACAGUUUAAUUCGAGUUGUAGCAAAAGCCCAUACAGGACCUGUUUUUACAAUGUACACAACUUUAAGAGAUGGCUUGAUAGUUACUGGAGGCAAAGAAAGACCGACAAAAGAGGGAGGUGCAGUAAAACUAUGGGAUCAGGAAAUGAAGCGAUGUCGACCAUUUCAGUUGGAGACAGGACAACUUGUGGACUGUGUGCGCUCUGUCUGUCGAGGAAAGGGAAAAAUACUUGUUGGAACUAAAGAUGGUCAGAUAAUUGAAGUUGGAGAAAAGAAUGCAGCAUCAAAUUGUUUAAUUGAUGCACACAUGGAAGGAGAAAUUUGGGGCCUUGCGACACAUCCCUCUAAAGACCACCUGAUUUCAGCAAGUGAUGAUGGCACUAUAAGAAUCUGGGAUUUGGCUGAUAAAAAAUUGCUAAACAAAGUGAACCUUGGCUAUGGUGCAAAAUGUGCUGCUUACAGCCCUGAUGGAGAAAUGGUUGCAAUUGGAAUGAAGAAUGGAGAAUUCAUUAUACUGCUGGUUAAUUCUCUGAAAGUGUGGGGCAAAAAACGUGACCGGAGUGCUGCCAUCAACGAUACCAGUUUUAGCCCCAAUUCCAUGUACCUGGCUGUUGGUUCUGCAGAAAAUACUGUUGAUUUUUACGACCUCACACAAGGCCCUACUUUAAACAGAACUGGUUAUUGCAAAGACAUUCCUAGUUUUGUCAUUCAAAUGGACUUCUCAGCUGACAGCAAACACAUCCAGGUAUCUACAGGUGCCUACAAGCGUCAGAUACAUGAGGUUCCAUCAGGCAAGCAAGUAUCUGACCAGGCAUCGAUUGAGAAAAUCACAUGGGCAUCAUGGACAAGCAUUUUGGGAGACGAGGUCCUUGGAAUUUGGCCACGCAAUGCUGAUAAAGCAGAUGUCAACUGUGCUUGCGUGUCUCAUGCUGGAUUAAACUUAGUGACUGGGGAUGAUUUUGGUUUGGUGAAGCUCUUUGACUUUCCUUGCACUGAAAAAUAUGCGAAACACAAGCGGUAUUUUGGUCAUUCUGCUCAUGUGGCCAAUGUACGCUUUUCGCAUGAUGACAAGUAUGUUAUCAGUGCUGGUGGUGAUGACUGCAGUAUAUUUGUAUGGCGAUGUCUUUGAAGGAAGAACAUUUUCCAAUGACUUUCUCAUUUAAUAAAUGGAAUCUUAGAUGCCUCAAUAACAACCUGGCUGCUAUAAAGCAAAAGUGCUUUAAGGUGCAUAUACUAAAAAUAAUUGUGUGUAUUUGUUUAAGAUAUAUUGUGAUUGUGAAGCUCAUGAUGUGAACGUCACUGAUGAUGCUGAAAAUGAGGACAAAAUAGCACAUACAUUUGGAAAAAUUAUGCAAUAGUCAUUUUAAGUUUUUAAAUAAAACUAAGGUUAGCUAGAAUAAACAGAAUCACUUGGAUAAACAGCUUUUAACACAUGGCAGUUGUUUAUGUAUUGCAACAAAUGUAUGUCCUGUGAACCAAAAGCACUAGUACAUUAUAGAGGUGAUUAUCAGAGUGAUUUCGAAUCAGAGUAUAUGCCUGCAUAAUGCAAUAUGACUCUGCAACAAGAGAAAUGCUGCAGAAUUUAGUUCCAAGUUUACAUGAACAUUUUUAUUCAGGUUAAAAUAUUCUAAAUAUUUUUGUUAAUAUGGAGGCACUUAAAAGUUUAUUUAGUUCUUAAAAGUGCAGUGGGUUCAAUGUUUCAUAGAAUACUGAAUGCUAGUUACAUUAGUCAUGACUACUAAUGGGCAGAGGCACAGCUCAUUAAACAUGUUCCAUAAUGGUCUUUUCACCAACGAUUCUAUGUCUGAAUUCAAGGGAGUUCAAAUGAACUGAAUUUUAGUACCAUUCUUAAUUAGAAUUGUAACAAGGAUAUAAUGUUUUUGCAAGGGAGGAGUUAUCAAUCAGUUUAUAUCAUAGGCUGAACUUUCCUUUUUGAAGCAAGAUAAAUGGUGGGCAGUAUUUCUGCCUGUCUCUCCUACCUCAUUGUAACCUCAGUCAAUUUUUUUGUUAACGUGGCAAACGGUCCAGGCACUUAGCUUUAAUUACAAAGAAAGUGUCUUCUGUUCCUAACAUGUGAAAAUCUGGCAUUUUUGCAGCAAAACUAAAGGCUUAGUAACUCAGUUAAAAGGGCCAAUGUAACACCAGGGAUGAUAAAUUUUAUAAAGUUCUUAAGUUUUCAUUGAGACUGUCGCAAGGAGGAUUAGGCUAAAAUGUAAAGCAAAUAACCAUUAUUACCAAAAAUUCCGAGUCCACUAUUGCUUUUCACUUGGCAGUCCCAAGGAAUGCAAAUAAUACAGGGUGAUGAGAAUGAAGUUGGCUGGUAAUGCAGGCUUCUAACAUCUUGUCAAUAUUUACAUGCAACAAGUCACGAAGAUGUAGACUAUACUGUUCCUAGACUUGGUACAAAUGCAAGCUGAAUGAGAGUUGGGCAGCACAAAGGUAGCAGGCCUUGUCUUCCAGUUUUGAUUUGUCUUCUACAGCUUUGCAACCCAAUUUCAGGCAUCAUGGAGGAAUGUCAAGUCCGACAUCCCUUCCCACGUGUCAAACUGCAGCUUUUGACAUUGCUGUUUAUGUUGUUGUAAAGCUCACAAUGUUUUUCACACAUUAUGAUCAAAAGCUUGAAAGUGCCAAACAGGAAUUGUUCAAGCCAAGUUGCAGGCAUCAUUUAUGAAACUAAGAAGUGGUAAAUUGGAAGACAAUGUGUUGUACUUCUGUAAGAAUAAGAUCAAAUUGAUAGGUUUGGCUAAAGAAAGCCUUUCUAUCGGUGUGUGGAUUAAUUGAUCCACACGAAUGAAAAGAAUGUUCCCCAUGUGUAGAUAGAAUUUCAAAUAGGAACAGCAUUAUGGUGACAUUUAUAUAAUCAAAAAGAAAAUGGAAACAAAACCAUUUUCUGGAACUAUGGCAGACUUUUACAAUUUUACAGAGAUCAUGAUUUUAGUCUCUUUACAUUUUUGUUUAGGCUAGCUAAAGUAGCUUUUCUAGUCUGUGCCAAAAAUAUGUCUUUAGUUUGCAAAAUCCCAAUACAUACUCAGUGAGGAGUACCACUAGUGCUAAAUAUUUUUAGGUGAAAUUAAUUUUACACAGCCUUCGUAGAAAGCAUCUAGAUAUCCAAAAUUGUAUCUUUUCCAAUCAUGUUUCAGUCCUGUGUGUGAAUGUGUUCCUCCAAUUACUCCUAACAGUACACCUCAGAUACCACUUUUGUUGCUCCUAUGCAAUUGAAUCCUUUUAUGCCAUGGCUUUCCUUGGAUGUAACUCGCAUUUCAUAGUUUAUCACUGAUGAAUAAUGGUUAACUGACUUGAAGUCCUAUGCAUAAGUGCCUUUGUACAGAAAUUCUACAUAAUCAGUUAUUUUUAAAAAUAGAAAUGUUGACCAUUCAUGGUGCUAUCAUAUCUAGAAAGACUGAAAUAAAACCAGGGCUAUCUUGAAUCUGAUUUUUAAACAAUGUAUAAAAUCAAAUCCUUACUGCAUUCUUUUUUGUUUAUACUGAUUUUGAUGUUCAAUUUCCAGAUGCAAGACAAUGCUGGAUUUUUUGCAUUUAACAAUUUGGAAUUAAAUGUAUUGGCUAACAGUUACGAUUUUUUUAACAUUUUCAAAUUAAAAGAACAUAUCUGCCACAUGUGCAGUAUUUUAACCACUGAUACCAGAAGUAAAUAUGCAGAAAUUGCUAAGGCAAUUUAGUGUAUCUAGAAUAUAUAAAAUGGCUAUGAAGUAUGAUACAUCAGACCCCAAUUUUCUCAUUAUAUGCAGCAUAAUCCCACUGAUUGAAUUAUGUGCCCAUUGUGCAAUGUCCUGAUAUAUGGAGUCCUCUAAGAAAUUUGAAUUCCUAAUAAUUUAGGAAGUAUAAUAUUUUUCAGCAUCUUUAGUUGACUACUAUAUUCAGCUUUACAGAAAUAUUCACAUUUCAAGAAAUAUUGCCUUAUAAUAUUUAAGGAUAUGGAUUAAAUUGGUGUCUAAAUUCUGCAAGCCAAAGUUCACUAUGCAGUGGCCACUAGCAUGGUGAUUUCAAACUAAUUUUGAAUAGUUCAUACGAAUAUCAAAUUAGUAAUGGUAGUAAACAGCGUUUGUAUUAUUAUUUAUAGUCUGUAUUUGUGCUAAUCCUUUUGCCUUUCAAAGUUUAAAGAUUAUGAAAUCGAGUUUUUUUUUAAUGUAUCCAAAUGACAGUGUAUAACUGAGUUAGCAAUGUGUUACACAGUAGAAUAAAAUAGCAAUAUAAUAAAUAUCCAUGGAAGUACUGACAUGAAAUGGUUAUAAACUGCAACUAUAUUAAUUUUGAUUCAGUUUGGAAA